UUUUCCGAGGCCAGGCACGGUGUACGCGACGAGAAGCGCAGCCAAGUCACACUCUACGUCAUACCUUUUCGAGGGCAACUGUGGUGACCACUCUGCUUCUGCCUUUUGUACAUGUCUAGCGAUUUUCUGCCGCCUUUCACUUGUUAAAUUGACGUCGGGCCUUUCUUUUAAAUCGUGUGAUAGCUUCUUUCUGUCAAGAGUUGUGUUGGUACCGUCGUUUGACUUGGAAGUAGGACUGUCAACAAUAAAGCGAUCCUUCCCGAUGCUUCAUUUUAAACCUCCACUUCAGCUAACCGUGUAUUAUUGAGCCUUCGUCAGGAGGGCCCACACAAAUGACACCCCGUCUUUGUGCCAUCAAGUGCCGUGACAAAGCACGCUGACAGCAGGGCUCAGGAAGGAGCAGUCAGAGCAGGAUUCCUGUAAUCACUCCUCCGUCGUCUGCCACUGCUGCAACGCCACUUCCCCGUCUGCUUCCCGCUGAGAUAUGAUUUUCUUUUACACAUUAUAGAAAGCACGAAUCUUUAUAUGUGGUGAUAACAUUCUGAGUGAUUGAGCAGAUUGAAGUGUUUGUGCUUUCCUAGGUGGUGGAUUGCACAGAGCCUUGUCUCAGUGUUGUGUUACCUUAUCUGUUUGGCACAGUUGUAACGUGAGUCGUCGUGUGCUCUUUCUUCUCUGCGGCGGCCGCACAGAGAUUGUAGUGACUCUCACCCCAGUGGAAGCUCAGAAUGCUAAUAUGAUGACAGCUUGCGGGCCAAUGUCAUGGCAACAAAGCUACAAUCUGAUAUAUGUUGGGUAAAGGAGCAAAGCGGAAGCUGGAUGAGGAUGAUGAGGGCUUGGAAGGCGAAGCGUUGGCGGUGGGGGCUGGAGCUUCAGCCGAUGGCCUCUCCAAGGUUUCGUACACACUGCAGAGGCAGACCAUCUUCAACAUCUCUCUGAUGAAGCUGUAUAACCAGCGGGCGCUGGCUGAGCCCAGCCUGGAGAAGCGUGUGCUCAUUAACAACAUGCUGCGGCGCAUCCAGGAGGAGCUCAAGCAGGAGGGCAGCCUUCGGCCGCUCCUCUUCCCUCCCUCGCCUCCAGCCGAUGACCCCGUGGAUGAGGGCUUCCGGGAAGCACAGCCCGCGUUCAGCGUGCUCUCUGUGGUGACGACUGCGCCACUCUCACAGCCCCCCGCACCGCUGCCCACUGCUGCUGCUCCAUCGUCGUCACCAUCAGCCCUGGCCGGCCACACGCCGCUGGACGCUUGCCUGACUCCAGCAUCCUUACUGGAGGAGGACAGCACCGCGUUUUGCACCUCACCCUCUCCCCUCUCACCCUUGUCUCUCGAGCAUGGCUCUCCCAGGCUCUCUGGCCCCGGAGCCAGCGACAGCUUCUCUUCUGCCCUGGAUGAGAUUGAGGAGCUCUGCCCGUCUGUGGCGGCAACUACAGCAGCGGGGCCCACUACUACCUCCCCCUCCACGCUCACAGCCACCCUCCACCUACCCCUCCAGUCCACCAGCCAGCCUGCUGGAGCCUCUGACUCAAAAGACUGCAGCAAGUCCUGCAGCCCAAAGCUGGAGGGGCUGAGCUCACUGCCCACGGAGCGUCCAGCAGUGGCUAUGGUGGCUGCCGAGUCCAAAAUAAUGGAGACUCUUUCUCCCAGUGGCCUGGACAUGAGCACUUCACCCUCCUCCUCUUCCUCAGGCUUUCUCACAGACUUGGCCUUGGAUGAUAUCCUCUUUGCUGACAUUGACACCUCCAUGUAUGAUUUUGACCCUUGCACCUCUGCUGCAGGUGCUUCCCCCUCCAAACUGGCACCUGUGGUGACGGCUGAUGACCUCCUCAAGACCCUGUCCCCUUACAGUGGGGCCGCCCCUGCUGUCAACUCCAACCAGCCUUUUAAAAUGGACCUCACCGAACUGGACCACAUCAUGGAGGUCCUGGUAGGAUCAUGACCCGAUAUGGACAGAAAGAAGGAGAUGCAAAAAUAAAUCAAAGAAAAAAAAAUUUUGAUACAAAGUGUAAAAACUGAAAACUCUGUGGGUGUUUUGUACAGUUUUUAUUUUUAAGACAAGGCAGUUGUAAUAAUCAAUGGUGAUGUCACCCAGUACUACUUCUCAACACUGUGCAUGCACUGUGCUUGCCUUUCCAAAAAUGAACAUGAAGGAACAACACUUGGCUUCUGUCAGAUUUGAGUGCCUUCAUCGAAAAAUGACCACUCGGCAAAGUCCUUUUAUUACUGUCUCUAGUUCAUGUGCAAAGAAGGAGUAGCAGCUCUUUCCUCUCCUCAGCAUACAGGUGCAAGAUUGUGCUCCACUGGGCCCUAUAUUUGUGUUACUUUCAUUUUCACUAAGCACAACAAUUUUAAAAGAGGAACCUGGAUUUAGGGGCUUCUUUAGUGUUAUUGUUCUAAUGCUCAAAGCUGUUUGAGCAAUAUUUUAAUUAUGUCUGUUCUAACUUAAUGUCCUGACUGAACUCCCACUUUCUAACUCUAGUAUGAAAUGUACAUGCUUUUCCCUUACUGGCUUAUUUAUAGCUUUUACGAAUUUUGGUAUGUGGUGAGCAUUGGAUUUACCUUCAACCAAAUUCCAAACUGGUGACUUCAGGCAAUAAGUGCACGUUAUGAUGCACAUUUGUUGUAUAGUUAUUUUUAAGUGACAGAGAAUCCUUAUCCUUAGUAGGAAAUAACCUAGUCAAGGCAAAAUCCCUUUAUACUAUACCCAUGCCAAUAACUUCCCCAUUCUUUUAUGACUGGGUUUUUAGUGCUCGUUUUAUUACUAAAUGCGUUUUUCAUUUAAAUACACUACGCUGAUGUUCAGGAAGUGAAUCCGCACAUGCUUGUUUAUCCUUUCGUGUUAUUGGUAGCCUGGAAUUAAAGCUUUUGUUUGUUUUUUUGUAUCAUCUUUUCUUGUUUUUCAAACAUUUUCAUCCUCCACUCUCCAACGGUACGGUAUACAUAUUGCAUGCACGAUUGCAUUACACCUGUACAAAAGCCAGUUGUCAAAUUUUAAGUGGGUUGGUUUUAGUUUAUCUUAUUUAUGCCAUUGUUGGUUGAGUUUUACUGAUUGUCAUCUGCUCAUUCCUUCUCUCCCUGUUAUCUCUCAGCUGGAAUUUCUCUUCUUAGUUUUUGGCCAGUAGAGAUGGUCACAAAGAGUUUUAAGGGCAAGAGCACUGGAGAUUUAGAAUUUAAUUUAUGCAUAUGAAACGGUUGGUAUGCUGACCUGCUUUAAAUUAUUCCAAUAUAUUUAUCACUUAGGUUACUAAACAUUGCCAUCCCUUAUUCCACGGUUAAAAGAGUAGUUAGCCUGUAUGCAACAAAUGGCAACAUAUGCCUUCAGCUCUGGAACUUGCUAUAAACCACUGAUUUUAAUCAGACUGGAUUGCAGGGGCUUUGAACUUUGUGUUUUCAGUUCAGUUAUGAUUGAUCAUGUCUUGUGAAAAGGGACCAUUUCUCAUAUCAGUUGCUUAGAG
Messenger RNA from Electrophorus electricus (electric eel), 3447 nucleotides. It is a transcript of the gene sertad2b, whose product is annotated as SERTA domain containing 2b. NCBI's taxonomy places the organism in Eukaryota, Metazoa, Chordata, Actinopteri, Gymnotiformes, Gymnotidae. Gene Ontology annotation, molecular function: transcription regulator activity. The record is from RefSeq and is a predicted model, not a curated record. Gene Ontology annotation, cellular component: nucleus.